CUUUGGGGGCAGUAAUGGCCAGGGUGGUUGUGGCAGUGUUUAAUUUUCUGAAGUAAAUGUUCAUAAAGUGAAGAAAAACAAUAAUAAAAUGUGAGAGGCAGCCAAAGGUGUAAAGUACUUGCAGGUGGCAUGUAAUUCUUCAAAAUUGCUGUAGUAAAAGCUCAGAGCAAUUGCAUGGCAUCUGUCAGAAAUACCAAAAAAGCUGAGCAGGCUGACAAGCAAAAUAAAGGAGCUCAGUAGAAGUAAAAAAACAUCUUUCAGAAGUUAAAGCUCCAAAUGGGAAAGGUAGAAAAGAACAUAAAAUCUGUGUUAGACACAGUAAGGUAGGCCAAAAAGAGUCUUGCAACAAGUUGCUAAAGGCAUGAAAACAAUUAGUAAAUCCUCUUUGAAAUGCAUCAAAAGCAGGAAGCCUGCUGAUAUGUGAUCCAUGCAUACAUGGAGUGCCCAAGGAAGAGAAAGUCAUAACUGAAGAGUCAAACAAAUUUUUGGCCAUUCCUUCAUUGAGAAAGAGUUUAAGGAAUUCCCUUGCAGGAGGCUUUUUCCUUUCUAAAGGGAUCAAAGGUGACAAGAAUAGCAGAGCAGAGAAGUUAAGAAUGAUGCAGAGAACACAGAUGUGAAGAACAAAGGAGAGAGGAAGGAGCUGAGCCUGGUGCGGAGGGGGAAAGGAGAAGAAGAAGCCUAAAUCUCCUUCCCAGGUGACAAUGCCUGUCGAAAGGAUGCGGAUGCGCCCCUGGCUGGAAGAGCAAAUCAACUCUAACAGGAUACCGGGGCUGAAAUGGCUAAAUAAGGAGAAGAAGAUUUUUCAGAUUCCCUGGAUGCAUGCUGCAAGACAUGGGUGGGAUGUUGAAAAAGAUGCUCCCUUAUUUAGAAACUGGGCAAUUCACACAGGAAAAUACCAGUCAGGAGUAGAUAAACCUGAUCCAAAGACAUGGAAGGCAAACUUCCGUUGUGCUAUGAACUCUCUGCCUGACAUAGAAGAAGUGAAGGACAAAAGUAUAAAGAAAGGAAACAAUGCCUUCAGGGUAUACCGGAUGCUGCCGUUAUCCGAAAGACCUUCCAAAAAAGGAAAAAAAAUGAAGCCCGAGAAGGAUGACAAAUUCAAACAAAUUAAGCAAGAGCCAGUUGAAUCAUCUUUUGGGAUUAAUGGGCUAAAUGAUGUCACUUCUGACUAUUUCCUGUCCUCCAGUAUAAAAAAUGAAGUUGACAGUACAGUGAACUUUGUAGUUGUAGGACAGCCGCACCUUGAUGGCAGCAGCGAGGAGCAGGUGAUAGUUGCCAAUCCUCCUGAUGUCUGCCAGGUAGUAGAGGUGACAACAGAAAGUGAUGAACAGCCCCUCAGCAUGAGCCAGCUGUACCCCCUACAGAUCUCCCCUGUCUCCUCCUAUGCAGAAAGCGAAACGACGGACAGCGUUCCAAGUGAUGAAGAAAAUGCAGAGGGACGACUUCAUUGGCAGAAGAGAAACAUUGAAGGCAAACAGUAUCUCAGCAAUCUGGGAAUGAGGAACACUUCUCAUAUGCUUCCCAGCAUGGCAACUUUUGUAGCCAACAAGCCUGACCUCCAAGUCACCAUCAAAGAAGAAAGCUGCCCAUUGCCUUACAACAGCUCUUGGCCCCCUUUCACAGACAUCCCUCUGCCACAAGUAGUGUCCACAGCCUCCACGAGCAGCAGCCGGCCAGACCGCGAGACACGGGCCAGCGUCAUCAAGAAAACGUCAGACAUCACCCAGUCGAGAGUCAAGAGCUGCUAAGCCUUUGGCAGUGUGGUUUUUUAGCUUUGUUUUGUUUGGUUUUGUAUUUUACGUUUCUCUAGGAGAGGUUCAUCCCUUGACGCACACAAGACAAAUCUAAGGUAAAGCCUUGGCAAUAUAAAACAUUGCUGUGUCCGACUCCACUUGCCGGAGUGUUUUUAACUCAGGACUCCAGCCGUCAGUAUGUACGCCUGAACCCAGGUGGGUUUCCAAGGUUGCUACGUAGGAAAACAACCGCAGAACUUUGGCCCACUCACAGGUUCCAGUGUUUCAUAAGAGGACCAACCGACCACAAGGGAAGCGGUGCUGCUGCGCUUCUCGCUGUCAAGGCUGUGAUGGAACUGAAAGCCUCAGAAUGGAAGAGAAAAUGUGAACUAGCUGGAAUAUUUUUAAAUAAAGAAAAAUCUAUUGUGAAUAUUGUACAUAGUGCAGUACUAGCAACGUUGCAGUCUGCUUCUGCACCUUAUUAAGAAAGCACUUACAAAAGGCCUUUUAUUACCUUGCUCUACUUAAUGGCACAUUGAAGGUCCCUCCUCACCUGUAUUCUUUUCCAAGGCUAUUCUUGCUAAAGUGUCUUUAAAGAAUAGAAGAAAGGAAAGGAAGUUAAAACUUCCCAUGUGGAUUUCAUAUGUUUGAAGACUGCUUUUAUCAUGUUUGUUUCUAAUCUGCUAUGCUUGAAUGCCGCGUGGUACAAUAGGAAGAAAAAAAAGAAACCUAUUACAGAGAUAUUAUGCAAAUUCCCAGAUUUAAAAAAAGAAGAAGAAAAAUACUCUAAUUCUAACCAGAGCAAGCUUUUUUAUUUUUUAUACAGGGGAAUAUUUUAUUCAAAGUAAAAUUCUAAAGUGAAUAUAAUUUUUUUUAAUCUUUUCUACAGCAAAUUUAUAAUUUUAAGAUUCAGUCCUUGGUUAUCAGCAGUUAUUACAUCCUUGUGGCACAUUUUUUUUUUUUUUAAUUUUGUAAAGGUGAAAUAGCUUUUAUGAGCUCAUGUAGCAAUCAGAUUAUCCUGUGGAUUGAUAAUAAAUAUGGUAUAUAGUUAAAUUUUUAAUAA
Strigops habroptila (Kakapo) is the source of this 2796-nucleotide messenger RNA. It is a transcript of the gene IRF2, whose product is annotated as interferon regulatory factor 2. The coding region runs from base 702 to 1748 and encodes 348 amino acids. The record is from RefSeq and is a predicted model, not a curated record. The transcript is spliced from 10 exons. NCBI's taxonomy places the organism in Eukaryota, Metazoa, Chordata, Aves, Psittaciformes, Psittacidae. Gene Ontology annotation, biological process: regulation of transcription by RNA polymerase II; immune system process. Gene Ontology annotation, cellular component: nucleus. Gene Ontology annotation, molecular function: RNA polymerase II cis-regulatory region sequence-specific DNA binding; DNA-binding transcription factor activity, RNA polymerase II-specific.